UAGCGCAGAAGAACGGGAAGUUUUUACUUCGAUUCCCAGAGGUCUUUGCGCAACUACAUGCCAUAGAAGGGGGAGGUUUCUUCUGUCAGAACAUCGGGGAAGUUGGCAGGUCUUUUGCUGAUCGGUGAAGAGGCACCAAAGCCAGCUGGUUAUUUUUCAGCAUCCUUCAAACGAUUAGUAGGCUGGGUUUUUGUCCCAGGUUGGGCGGAUGCGAUAAAAACCGUGGGUGAGCACUUGUGGCAUUGCUUGGAGCUCGACAGGAAGACGAGUGUGAGGGCUCCACCCUGAGGAAGUGGAACGGCAGCGCUAUCUGGCCGUGCAGACACCGACGCGGCAUGACUGAGCUGUGGAUCUGCUUCACCUGCUGCAUCGCAGAGCAGCCGCAGCCGAAGAGACGGCGGCGAAUAGACCGUUCCAUGAUUGGGGAGCCCACAAACUUUGUCCACACAACCCAUGUGGGCUCAGGGGACAUGGGGAUGGGACUGAGAGCAGUGGACGUUCUGCAGGAUCAGAUGAAGUCUAAGGGUGGCUAUGGAAACGGAGGGACUGAGAAUGCUCCAGAGUGACCAGAGUUGGUGAAACAGUCUACAUUUUCUGAAACCUGUGUACAGUGAACUCCCUUCUGCUCUUCAGAAGAUAUAUCUUUUAAGUAGAUAUUUUACUAAAAGGCAAACAAACAUUCAGAGCAACAUAUACUGUAUAAAUCAGUGAUAUUGAAUGAAUAUGUAAAUAAUUCCAUAGGUAGAGCACGGUUGUACCUCAAAAUUUUGGCUGCAGAUAUGAUAACAGCACAAAUUUGAGAUGGAGUAUGAAAGUGGCAUAUAUUAAGGAACGCUUGAUGGAGUCAUAAAUGGCCAGUAUAGUGUAGAGUGUGUGAAGAUUUCAGUCCCAGCCAGGAUCUAGCUGUUGUUCAGGUUUUAAUUCUUGAACAUCUGUAUCUUUAAAGAAUGUGUUCGUCAUAUGGUGGCAGGGCCACUUCUGACUUUGUGGGAUGCAUUUUUUGUGAAGCACAGUUUUGGAAAAAAAAACAAGUGUUUGAAGAUAUUUUUAAAAGCAUUUUUACAAAAUAGAGGUAGACAUGUGCCCCAUGAUGUUGUAGAGAAUCACCUAUCUUGCUGUCACAGGUCUCAGGCUUGAUUUACUUCUUUGUUUUAUUCAAUGUAUACUUUGUUUUUCCCGGUAUACUUGAAAAAUGUUCAACACACACUGUAAUGUCGGGAUUAAUGUAUCAAUUUUCAGACACUGAAGUACCCAAGAUUUGACUGCAUUUCUGUAUAUUUUGUUCUUGUGGGGAUAUUUCUUGGUCUUCUUUCAUAAUAAAAUUAUUUUUCAAAAUGUAAUAAAAA
Anguilla anguilla (European eel) is the source of this 1346-nucleotide messenger RNA. RefSeq names its product CDC42 small effector protein 2-like. Gene Ontology annotation, biological process: regulation of Rho protein signal transduction. Gene Ontology annotation, molecular function: small GTPase binding. Lineage: Eukaryota; Metazoa; Chordata; Actinopteri; Anguilliformes; Anguillidae. Gene Ontology annotation, cellular component: plasma membrane. Bases 336 to 566 code for a protein of 76 amino acids. The transcript is spliced from 5 exons. The record is from RefSeq and is a predicted model, not a curated record.